UGAGACUUCACUGACUUUUGGACCUUUUUUGUGGACAACUUUCAAGAAGCUUUCUGAGGAGACAUGGUGUCAGCUGGUUUUCAGAUAAUGGGCCUUGCCCUGGCUAUUAUUGGUUGUAUUGGUGUUAUUGUGGCCUGUGCCUUACCUCAGUGGAAAGUGACAGCCUUCAUCGGCCAGAACAUUGUAACUGCACAAACCACUUGGGAGGGCAUCUGGAUGACCUGCGUGGUCCAGAGCACAGGCCAGAUGCAGUGCAAGGUCUAUGACUCCAUGCUGGCCCUUUCUGAUGACCUCCAGGCCGCCCGAGCUCUCACUAUCAUCUCUAUCCUGAUUGGUAUCGUCGGCAUCUUCCUGGCCAUUGCUGGGGGCAAGUGCACCAACUGUGUGGAGGACGAGAGCAGCAAAGCCAAAAUCGGCGUGACCUCUGGUGUGAUCUUCAUCAUUGCUGGUAUUUUGUGCCUCAUCCCCGUGUGCUGGACAGCAAAUACCAUCAUUAGGGACUUCUACAACCCACUGCUGGUGGGCUCUCAGAAGAGGGAGCUGGGGGCCGCACUCUUCAUUGGCUGGGGAGCUUCAGCUCUCCUGAUCUUGGGUGGUGCUCUCCUCUGUGCCAACUGCCCUCCCAAGGAUAACUACUCUGCCAAGUACGCAGCUGCUCGUUCAUCUGCACCUGCACCCAAGGGCUAUGUGUGAGAAGAGAACAGCCAGAUGAGAAGGCUGAGAGACUGAGAAAAAGACAUUGCCACAUUAAUUAUACUUAGAAUUUCAAGGUGAUUUUAUUGUGCCCAUAGUUUGCUUUGAUAUUUUCAUGCUGCGUUACAGUAUUUCAAGUUUGUUACAUUUGUGUCGAGUUGUGCACCACACCAAGAUAACUGUGCAACUGUGCAUGUGGAUUGAGUAAAAACAGAGAGCAUAAAUACUGGAGGUGCAUUUAACAUGUUAUUGGGAUGAAUUGUAUUUUUAUUUUCCUAUACUUUCAUCACGUUGUGUCUAUUUACAUGCCAUUUCACUUUAAAGUGUUUUAUAUGUGAC
Messenger RNA from Monopterus albus (swamp eel), 1032 nucleotides. RefSeq names its product claudin a (gene cldna). Lineage: Eukaryota; Metazoa; Chordata; Actinopteri; Synbranchiformes; Synbranchidae. The transcript has a single exon. Gene Ontology annotation, cellular component: bicellular tight junction; membrane. Gene Ontology annotation, molecular function: structural molecule activity. The record is from RefSeq and is a predicted model, not a curated record. Bases 64 to 693 code for a protein of 209 amino acids.